Molecule: messenger RNA, 927 nt
Organism: Adineta ricciae
Lineage: Eukaryota; Metazoa; Rotifera; Eurotatoria; Adinetida; Adinetidae
Source: the annotation of a GenBank genome assembly
AUGCAGCGACGCUUAUCGCCCAUUCUGCUGUUCGUUACAAGUGUCAUUGUCGAAGCUUCGACAAUGAGUAUGAUGGAAAUGAAAUUGAAUAUAUCGCAUUGUCAUGAUCAUAAUUGUACACACAUGACUAUACGUUCCCAAAUAUGUUAUCCAUCCACACCUAAGACUUAUUAUCUUCUCAAAGGUAAUUUUUUGUCUGAAAAUGUAAUGCACGUUACGCAGAUUAAUUUCAUCACUGCUCAGCAACGCCCUCCAAGUUAUGGAGCUCAAUCAGAGAUCUAUUUAAUGUUUCACCAUGCACCACAUUUGGCAAACACUUCGUUUAGAAUAAAAGAACAGAGGGCAAAGCUUCAACGCUUAUUCGACCAGAUACAAUCUAUUGAUAUGAGCAGAUCGAUAGUUAUGUGCUCGUUUUUAUCUGGUUCUUCGACACUACCAAGUCGACCGAUCGGCUCAUAUCUAAACCCGCUAUCGAAUACGAGUCUUUUCGGUAUCAUUUUCCUUAGUGCAUGUGCUAUCCUUAUCUGCGGUCUUUGCACGAUCUGGUUUUCAGUGCUUUAUUAUCGCCGUUUUGUACAGGAACGAAAGCAUAAAAAAGAUCGUCAAGCACUAGCCAAGUCAGCUGAAGAAAUACUUGCUAAAUCACCUGUUAUCAUCUUCGACGCUGCGAAUCAAAAUCUUGAAUUUCGUGAUGAAAAUCCCAUGUGUGCAAUUUGCUUGGAAACAUUCAGCAAUAAAGAAAAAAUCCGUAAACUUGCCUGUACACAUUAUUAUCAUAUCGACUGCAUCGAUCCAUGGUUAUUAUCUCAUCAAAGCUGUCCACUCUGCAAUCAAAGUAUUCUGCAAACUGCAAUACCUUCGAUAUCAUCGAUAAUUGAGCCACCCAGCACUGGCCAACCUACCCCAUCGACUCAUUCAAAUUUAUAA